Molecule: messenger RNA, 715 nt
Organism: Arabidopsis lyrata subsp. lyrata
Lineage: Eukaryota; Viridiplantae; Streptophyta; Magnoliopsida; Brassicales; Brassicaceae
Product: auxin-responsive protein SAUR21
Exons: 1
Coding region: 252-542 (96 amino acids)
Biological process (GO): response to auxin
Source: RefSeq, a predicted model, not a curated record
UGAGAUAAGAGGACAAAAAGUACUAGAGAUUUCUUAUGGGAACAUGAAGAGACAAGAGCACAUGCCAAUAUCUAAUACCAUCUGAGAAAACAUAACCAUGUGAUACUCUAUUCUUGCAUGUCCCACGAAACACUUGCUAGAUUUAUCUAUAUAUACCGACCUCUAACAACAUCUUCAUAUCAUCAACAACAAGAAGCAAUCCAAGAACUUAUACCUACAAAAAUCAAGAUUUUAAGUUUCAGGAAACAAAAAUGGCUUUGGUAAGAGGUUUCAUGGCUGCAAAGAAGAUUCUUGGUGGCUCAGUAGCAGGAGCGAGGAAAGAAACUUCAGCGCCAAAAGGGUUUCUUGCAGUGUACGUCGGUGUGAGCCAAAAGAAGAAGCAGAGACACCUUGUGCCGGUCUCAUACUUAAACCAGCCUUUGUUUCAAGAUCUUCUCAUUAAGGCUGAAGAAGAGUUCGGAUUCAACCAUCCGAUGGGCGGUUUGACGAUCCCUUGUCCUGAAGAUACCUUCCUCACAGUAACUUCUCAGAUCCAAGGGUGAUCAUCAUCUGAAGAAAAAGCUUUUUUUUUUUAACAUUUUUUUUAACCGUAGAUAGAUGACAAUUUUUUCAUCUUUCUUAAUGAAAGAUUUGAUCUAGAGGAUAUCAUGUAAAUGCCAAUUUUUUUGUGUAUGAACGAUGAAAUCAAACAAAAGAUCCAGAAAGAUUUCUCAGA